Gasterosteus aculeatus aculeatus (three-spined stickleback) is the source of this 1204-nucleotide messenger RNA. RefSeq names its product nudE neurodevelopment protein 1-like 1b (gene ndel1b). Gene Ontology annotation, cellular component: kinesin complex; centrosome; kinetochore. The record is from RefSeq and is a predicted model, not a curated record. Gene Ontology annotation, biological process: regulation of neuron projection development; chromosome segregation; establishment of mitotic spindle orientation. Gene Ontology annotation, molecular function: microtubule binding. Lineage: Eukaryota; Metazoa; Chordata; Actinopteri; Perciformes; Gasterosteidae.
CCGGGAGACGCGUUGGCAAUUUCCUAAACAUCAUUCGAGGCAGGAGAGAGGCGUGUGUCUGUGUGUGUUUGUGUGUUGGAUACGACACCGGCCCCACCGAGUCAGAAGAUAGCUGGACGACGAUUUGACAUGAGCAGGUUGCCCUGACAUGGAAAAAGAGAUGAUUCCCAAAUUUACGUCAAAGGAUGAAGAAGUGGAUUACUGGAAGUCCCAAGCCCUGAAGUAUAAGAAAAGCUGCUAUGACGCCCAGGAGGAGCUGCAGGAGUUCCAGGAAGGGAGCCGGGAGCUGGAGGCAGAGCUGGAGGCCCAGCUCUGCCAGGCUGAACACCGCCUGCGAGAUCUCCAAACUGAAAACGAGAGACUGAAGAACGAGGUGGCCAACCUCAAGGACAAACUGGAGCAUCAGUAUGCACAGAGUUACAAACAGGUUUCCAUGCUGGAGGAUGACUUGGGACAGACGCGCAGCAUCAAGGAUCAGCUCAACAAAUACGUCCGGGAGCUCGAGCAGGCCAACGACGACCUGGAACGAGCAAAGAGGGCGACGAUAGUGUCCCUGGAGGACUUUGAGGCCCGUUUAAACCAGGCCAUUGAGAGAAACGCCUUCCUAGAGAGUGAGCUGGACGAGAAGGAGUCUCUGCUUGUGUCCGUGCAGCGGCUGAAAGACGAAGCACGAGACCUGAGACAGGAGCUGGCGGUACGGGAGCGGACCACGGACCGCAUGUCAGCACCCAGCUCGCCCACUUUAGACAUCGACAAGAUGGAUCCUGAAGUACCGGCCUCCUUGUCCCUCCCAGCCACACCCGUAGGACAGACCACCGAGCACUCCUUCAUCAGCCCAAAACCAUUGACCAACGGAUGUGGCAACUCGUCCCUCACUCCUUCCGCUAGAAUCUCGGCUCUAAACAUUGUUGGCGAUCUCCUGAGGAAGGUUGGGGCUUUGGAGUCCAAAAUCGCCGCCUGUAGGAACUUUGCCAAAGACCAGGCAGCAAGAAAGAAUUACUCUCUAGACAACGACAAACUCAUCAACAGCAAUGCCACAAAGUUCUCUCAUUCUCUACACACUACUUACUUUGACAAAACGACUGUAAAUGGACUGGACCCCAGCUCCCUGACCUCCAUGGCGACCUCCAGAGCGGUGUCUCCCCCGGGCCUGCUGCCUCUGAGAAUGUGAGGCGUCCCAAAGCGCGCACACACACCUCUACUG